CGCCCGGGUUUCCUUUAUGAUCGCGGGAUCUCCCGUAUCUUACAGCAGACUUCACCUGACCGCUGGUGUAGCCGUGCACUCAGCCGCGCGCUCUCUCUCUCGCUCACUCGCUCUCCCCAGAACGACUCACUCUGCACCGAGCACUCCAGUCCCAUUGGAAGUUGGCGGUGCGAGGAGUCUGACAUUUACGCGCAGGGAUAUCUACGUAAAAAUAAGUGCACUUGUUUUGCGGGGAUAGUUGCCAUAUCCACCGUAGCUGCCUAUACAGUUCUAUAGCGCCUUCUGCGUCGCGAGCCCGUCCUUAACAGCAGUCAUGUCCGAGGUUCUGCCGUACGGAGAGGGGAAAAUGAGCGGAUACGGAGGGGACAACGAUGUCAGUCAGAUGUCCUUCAGCUGCGGGCUGCAGGACACCAACUCGUUCUUCGGAGCGUCGCAAGCGAAAAGACCUCCAAAACUUGGACAGAUCGGCAGGGCGAAGAGAGUGGUCAUCGAGGACGACCGAAUAGAUGAGGUGCUGAAAGGCAUGACCGACAAAUCAUCACCGGGCGUUUAAACCCGCGCGAUGCCUUGCAGACAUUUCAAUUUUUUAUCACCGAUUCGAAGCACUUGUCGGUUGUGCAUGUGAAGAAGAUUGCAAAGAGAUGGGGGGACGGUGGCACGACGCUCGAACCACGAGGAGACUAAACAAAAAGGGCAAACGAGAAUUAAAGAAGGGAGAGACGGAAUUUCCUUUGGGGUUUGCUGGCAAUUCUCCAAUAUAAACGACACCCGAAUGAAAGCUUUCAGGAAGAUGUCGGAGAUGUUGUUGUGGCUGCGCGCGCUGCGGCUCUGUGAAUAAAGAUGGAUGGACUUGUCAUUAUUAUUCCACGACCAUCAUCUUCCAAAAGCGCUGUAAGCAACGCGAAGUUCAACCGAAGACUGAACCGCAUCUUAAGCUCUGUUACUAUAGCUGUACAGUAUCUUUGCUCAAAGACCUUCCCCUUCACUCACACACACACAAACAAACACAUACAUAUAUGGAUCUGCCUUGAGCGUCGACUUCAAUUCGACUGCUGCUUUUAGAGACAUUUUAGACUUCACACAUACAGAUAUUGAGCUCCCAUAAUGAUAAUUGAACUAUAUAUGUACGGAUGGUGCAAUGUGAAUAUUUUCUUUCGCCAUUUUGCAUCAUGUUCUUUUUCAAAAAUUGAGAAUAUUAUCAUUCACAUGCCCACAGGUGUUGAAGCGUAUAGUCUUUGAAGCGUCGUUUGCUGAUCUAUUGUUUUGCCCUUCACUGCAGCUGAUUUGCGCACCUGCGCCACGGAUUCACAACAGUACAGCACAGAGGAACAUUGUGCAUUACCACCUCAUGUAAUUAAACCAACAUGAAUGCGUCUUGGUUUCUUCCAAGCCCUUUUAUGUUUGAUAUAUUUUGAUUUCAGCUCCUCACAUUUCUUUUGUCGUGUCCAUCUCUUUGCAUGAACUUUCACUCCGGUGCCAACAGAGGUGCCACCAUUAAUCUUACCCUGGCACGCUUCUUCUUUUUAAAAAAAAGUCAUAUUUGUAUUUUUAUAUCUAAAUAUUUGUUAUUUAAAAUGAUAUGCUAGUAUGUCGUCUUAAAGAUUCAUCAACAAUGAUGUUUAUAUUUCAGAGAAAAAUCUUUAGACAGGGACGAGAGGAUAAUUCAGUUUGGUUGGGAUGGUUUUUUGUUUGUUUUUAAAAAGACUUGAUGAAUGAAUGUUUCUCUGGUUUUUUGCACACCUACACAUCUGUGUUGAACUACUGUUAUAUGGAAAUCGUAAACUGUGACUUGAGCUUUGUUGAAUUUGUUAGAAAAAUGGCGAUAUUAGAAAUCUACUGCACUGUUUACGAAUAUCUUCAAAAAACUUGUUAUUUGACAGGUUUUUGGACAUUACGUUUCUUUUAUUUGAAUUUUUUGCUUUGUUUUGUACCAUUAUUCUAAAGAAACUGACUAUGGUUUGUUGUGCAUGAAACCUUAAUACUUUUCAAUAAUGGAACAUCGUUUUAUUAAGCAAAAAAAGCAACAAAAAAUGUCAUGACAUUCUAAGAAUGAAUCAUUGCAUAUUAAAAUACCAUUUUCACUGUAUUUGGUGAACUAAUAAAUGGUGGAAGAACAUACA
Molecule: messenger RNA, 2120 nt
Organism: Ctenopharyngodon idella (grass carp)
Lineage: Eukaryota; Metazoa; Chordata; Actinopteri; Cypriniformes; Xenocyprididae
Gene: camk2n1a
Product: calcium/calmodulin-dependent protein kinase II inhibitor 1a
Exons: 2
Coding region: 314-553 (79 amino acids)
Biological process (GO): negative regulation of protein kinase activity
Molecular function (GO): calcium-dependent protein kinase inhibitor activity; protein kinase binding
Source: RefSeq, a predicted model, not a curated record